AUGAAGAAUCUUGCCAUGCCUGACAAUGGAGGAUGUAUUGACUCCUUCUCCAGUCAAUACCAUCACGAAUCACGUUGUUUGAAUUUAAUGAAUAGAGAUCCAUGUCUUGUGUGGUUCUCACAUAAUUUAGCACCAUUACCUCAACAUUUUAUUAUUAAAUUAGAAAAAUUGUCACAAGUAAAAAGAGUUGGAAUUUAUAUUCACGGAGAAAACAAUCAGAAUCCUAAACAUAUUCAAAUUCAUGUUUCAACAGAUGGAACUAAAUUUACAAAAUUAGUUGAUGCUGAAAUUGAACAACGUUCUGGAGAUUUUUUAUAUGAUUUGAAUGGAUUAGAUCAUGUUAUUGAAAGAGUAAACAUUUUUGAUAAGGAAAAUACACAAUCUGUAAAUGCUCAAUUUGUAAAGUUUGAAUUUACUGAAAAUUAUGGAGGAAGUGGUGUCUAUGUUGCCAAAGCCUAUGUAUUUGGAGAGGGUCUUUAA
Molecule: messenger RNA, 480 nt
Organism: Naegleria gruberi
Lineage: Eukaryota; Heterolobosea; Eutetramitea; Acrasida; Naegleriidae
Exons: 3
Coding region: 1-480 (159 amino acids)
Source: RefSeq, a predicted model, not a curated record